AUGUCAGAUGGCCAGGCUACUGGAAAAACAAAGAUCACUCAUCAUGAGUUUUUCUUCCCAGGCCUCUUCCUAGUACUGAGGACAUUGGCACAAGCAGGUGGUCAUGACAAGCCUUCACUCUCUGCCUGGCCAAGCCAUGUUGUUCCUCAGGGACAUAGUGUGGAAUUUGAAUGUUACUAUCAUAAUGACUAUUACAUAUUCAAGUUGUACAAAGAACAUGGUAAUCCUAUUCCUCAGAUCCAUGGAAGAAUAUUUCAGAGGAAACUUGUCUUGGGUCCUGUGACACCAGCAUAUGCAGGAACAUACAGAUGCUAUGGUUUUAAUUAUCAAUCCCCUGAUGAAACUUCAGCACACAGUGACCCUCUGAAGAUCAUAAUUUCAGGAAUCUACAGGAAGCCUUUCUUCUUGGCCUUACAAUAUCCCCUGGUGAAUUUAGGAGAGAAGGUGACACUGGAAUGUCAUUCAGAGAUUAUGUUUGAAUCUUUCACUUUGACUUCUCACACAAAAGGAAUAAUCAAGGACUCUUUGCAGCUUUCUGCUGAAAAUCAUCUUGGGAGGUCCCAGGCCAACUUCAAAAUAGGUCCUGUGACACCUGAUGAUGCUGGGACGUACACAUGCUAUGGUUCUUACAAUCACUCCCCAUAUGAGUGGUCUGAGUCCAGUGACCCCAUUGACAUAAAGAUCACAGGUUUAUACAAGAAACCUUCUCUGUCAGCCCUGAUGAGCCCUGUGGUGAUGUCAGGAGAGAAUGUGACCUUGUCCUGCAUCUCUGACCAUCAGUUUGACAUGUUCCAUCUGUCCAGAGAAGGGAUGUCUCAGGGACAUGGGCUGCCUACAGUGAAGAGCCACAAUGGGACAUUCCAGGCCAACUUCCUUCUUGGUCCUGUAAUUCAGACAGGGAACUAUAGAUGCUAUGGCUCUUUCAGUAACUCUUCCCAUGUGUGGUCAUCCCCAAGUGACCCAUGGUACUUUCCUGUCACAGGAUAUCAUGACAAGCCUUCACUCUCUGCCUGGCCAAGCCAUAUUGUUCCUUUGGGACAGCGUGUGGAACUUCAAUGUGACUCUCAUAGAAACUAUUAUGCAUUCAAGUUGUACAAAGGACAUGACAAUCCUAUCCCUCAGAUCCAGGGAAGACCAUUCCAGAAGAAAUUUGUCUUGGAUCCUAUGACAUCAACACAUGCAGGGACAUACAGAUGCCAAGGUUUUAAUUAUCAUUACCUUUUUAAAAAUUCAGCCAACAGUGACCCUGUGAAGAUCAUAAUUUCAGGAAUCUACAAGAAGCCUUUCCUUUUCACCUUACAAACUCCCCUGGUGGAUUUAGGAGAGAAGGUGACAAUGGAGUGUCGUUCAGAGAUUAUGUUUGAAACCUUCAUUUUGACAUCACAUAAAAAUGGAACAAUCAAGGACUCUUUCGAAUUUUCUGCAGAACAUCAUCUUGGGGGUUCCCAGGCCAAAUUCUCAACAGGUCCUGUGACACCUGACCAUGCUGGAACUUACAAAUGCUACGGUUUUUACAAUCACUCACCAUAUGAGUGGUCAGACUCUAGUGACCCCAUUGAUAUAAAGAUCACAGGUUUAUACAAGAAACCUUCUCUGUCAGCCAUAAUGGGCCUUGUGGUGAUGUCAGGAGAGAAUGUGACCUUGUCCUGUGUCUCUGACCUUCAGUUUGACAUGUUCCAUCUGUCCAGGGAAGGGGUACCCAAGGGACCCGGGCUGCCUUCAGUGAAAAGCCACAAUGGAACAUUCCAGGCCAACUUCCAUCUUGGUCCUGUGGUCCAGGCAGGGAACUAUAGAUGUUAUGGCUCUUUUAGGAACUCUUCCCAUGUGUGGUCCACUCCAAGUGAUGCCUUGUACCUUCCUGUCACAGGAAACUGCACUUCUUGCACAGAACCAGACUCCACAACCAAUACCCACAGGAACCUGCAUAUGCUGAUUGGACUGUCAGUGACUAUGAUCCUUGUCUUCCUCAUCAUCCUCCUUUUUUCUUUUUGCUCUGGCAAAAAGCAUAAGUCUCAGGAACAAGCCAGUGAAUGUCAUCUGAGUAGUGACCCUGAAAGAGAAGAAGUGCAGGAGGUGACAUACUUAAAAUUUGAUCAGAUGAUCUUCAAACAAAAAUUAACCACUCCCAAUUCCCGGAUUCCCAAGGAAUUUUCCACAGAUCCCAGUUUGUACAUGGAAGUCAGGAAAUGUUAA
Messenger RNA from Peromyscus eremicus (cactus mouse), 2193 nucleotides. Its product is annotated as killer cell immunoglobulin-like receptor 3DL1. The transcript is spliced from 10 exons. NCBI's taxonomy places the organism in Eukaryota, Metazoa, Chordata, Mammalia, Rodentia, Cricetidae. The record is from RefSeq and is a predicted model, not a curated record. Bases 1 to 2193 code for a protein of 730 amino acids.